CUGUGUCAGUGUCCAGGCGUGUGUCUGGUGUGUCUCCAAGAAUCUGUGUCUCCCUUGAGUGUGAUAUAUAAAUGCCGGGGUGUGUGUGUGUGUGUGUGUGUGUGUGUGUGUGGUUGCAGAGUCUAGGUUUGUGGGACUUGCAAGCUGGCCUCCAGUUGGGGUGUGUGUGUGUAUGUAAAUGUGUGUACGUGUCUGCUCAUAGGCCUGUGCGUCUGUGUCUGAGUCAUCUGUGUGUAUGUGAAUUAGUGUGUGUCUGCAUGCGUAGGCCGGACUGUUUAUAUGUGUAUGUCUGUGUGUAAAUGAGGGUGUAGGUGUCUGUGCACAUAGGUCUGGAAGUGUGUAGUUGUGUCUGUUUCUCUUUGUGUGUGCUAGGGGUCCGAGUGUGUGUCUGGGACGGAGGGGGUCCUUUGUGGGUCUGGUGUGCCGAGCUGUGCUGGCUCUGCAGGUGUGGUUGCCCUAGGGUGUGUGUGUGUCGCUGCCAGUGUGUGUUUGUGUCUGGGUGUGGGAGUGGUGCCGCCCACUUCCCCUGAGUUGGUCACCGACUCUCUCAGGGUGUCUCCAGGGGUCGGGCUCAAGACUCAGGGCCUCUAAUUAGCGGCUGGUCUUGAGGCCCAGCACCACCCGCUCCUCUGCAGGCUGCAGUGGGGCCUUUGUCUGCCUGGGUGCAGGGCUGCCUCCAGCCUGCCCAGCCAGAUGUGCAGACUCAGAAGAGGCUCGCUGACCCGGGCCCACAGGCGCCUCUGCCUGCCAGACAUGACCUCGGCCUCCACAUGGAGGUCCAGUGAAAGAGCAGCUGAAACCCAGAGAGGCCCAUGUAGAGCGCAGCUCAGGGAAGAUCCGAUCCACACGCAAGGGUUCUCCCCGCGCCACAACGGAACCCCUGAAAGGAGCCCAGUGAUGCUGCGCAGGCUGUGAACGGGGAGGGCAGCACUGCGGAGGCUGCCAGCAGCCGGGGCCGGGAGAGACAUGUGGACACGUAGCCCCUAUGGCUUCCGCCUGCCAGAUCCUCCGCUGGGCCCUCGCCCUGGGGCUGGGCCUCACCUUCAAGGUCACACAUGCCUUCCGAUCUCAAGAUGAGUUCCUGUCCAGUCUGGAGAGCUAUGAGAUCGCCUUCCCUACCCGCGUGGACCACAACGGGGCACUGCUGGCCUUCUCGCCACCUGCCCUCCGGAGGCAGCGCCGGGGCACAGGCGCCACAGCCGAGGCCCGUCUCUUCUACAAGGUGGCUGCACCCAGCACCCACUUCCUGCUGAACCUGACCCGCAGCCCCCGUCUACUGGCAGGGCACGUCUCCGUGGAGUACUGGACCCGAGAGGGCCUGGCCUGGCAGAAAGCUGCCCGGCCCCACUGCCUCUACGCCGGCCACCUGCAGGGCCAGGCCGGCAGCUCCCAUGUGGCCAUCAGCACCUGUGGGGGCCUGCAUGGCCUGAUCGUGGCGGAUGAGGAAGAGUACCUGAUUGAGCCCUUGCAAGGUGGGCCCAAGGGUCCCCGGGGCCCAGAGGAAAGUGGCCCUCAUGUGGUAUACAAGCGUUCCUCCCUGCGCCACCCCCACCUGGACACAGCCUGUGGAGUGAGAGAUGAGAAACCGUGGAAAGGUCGGCCCUGGUGGCUGCGUACCCUGAAGCCACCACCUGCCAGGCCCCUGGGAAACGAGACAGAGCGAGGCCAGCCGGGCCUGAAGCGCUCCGUCAGCAGAGAGCGCUAUGUGGAGACCCUGGUGGUGGCUGACAAGAUGAUGGUGGCCUACCAUGGGCGCCGGGACGUGGAGCAGUACGUGCUGGCCAUCAUGAACAUUGUUGCCAAACUUUUCCAGGACUCGAGUCUGGGAAACAUCGUUAACAUCCUGGUGACGCGCCUCAUCCUGCUCACGGAGGACCAGCCCACCCUGGAGAUCACCCACCAUGCCGGGAAGUCCCUGGACAGCUUCUGUAAGUGGCAGAAAUCCAUCGUGAGCCGCAGCGGCCAUGGCAACGCCAUUCCGGAGACCGGUGUGGCCAACCAUGACACAGCGGUGCUCAUCACGCGCUAUGACAUCUGCAUCUACAAGAACAAACCCUGCGGCACACUAGGCCUGGCCCCGGUGGGCGGGAUGUGCGAGCGGGAGAGAAGCUGCAGCAUCAACGAGGACAUCGGCCUGGCCACGGCGUUCACCAUUGCCCACGAGAUCGGGCACACAUUCGGCAUGAACCACGACGGCGUGGGGAACAGCUGUGGGGCCCGCGGCCAGGACCCCGCGAAGCUCAUGGCCGCUCACAUCACCAUGAAGACCAACCCGUUCGUGUGGUCAUCCUGCAGCCGAGACUACAUCACCAGCUUUCUGGACUCCGGCCUAGGGCUCUGCCUGAACAACCGGCCCCCCAGACAGGACUUCGUGUACCCAACGGUGGCCCCCGGCCAGGCCUAUGAUGCAGACGAGCAGUGCCGCUUCCAGCACGGAGUCAAAUCGCGUCAGUGUAAAUACGGGGAGGUCUGCAGCGAGCUGUGGUGUCUGAGCAAGAGCAACCGGUGCAUCACCAACAGCAUCCCCGCCGCCGAGGGCACGGUGUGCCAGACGCACACCAUCGACAAGGGGUGGUGCUACAAGCGAGUGUGUGUCCCCUUCGGGUCGCGGCCGGAGGGCGUGGACGGGGCCUGGGGCCCGUGGACCCCGUGGGGCGACUGCAGCAGAACGUGCGGCGGCGGUGUGUCUUCUUCCAGUCGCCACUGCGACAGCCCCAGGCCAACCAUCGGGGGCAAGUACUGUCUGGGCGAACGGAGGCGGCACCGCUCAUGCAACACGGAGGACUGUCCCCCUGGCUCCCAGGACUUCAGGGAAAUGCAGUGCUCUGAAUUUGACAGUGUCCCCUUCCGUGGAAAAUUCUACACAUGGAAGACGUAUCGAGGAGGGGGCGUGAAGGCCUGCUCUCUCACAUGCCUAGCCGAAGGCUUCAACUUCUACACCGAGAGGGCAGCCGCUGUGGUGGACGGGACGCCCUGCCGCCCAGACACAGUGGACAUUUGCGUCAGCGGCGAGUGCAAGCAUGUGGGCUGUGACCGCGUCCUGGGCUCCGACCUACGGGAGGACAAGUGUCGCGUGUGUGGGGGUGACGGCAGUGCCUGCGAGACGAUCGAGGGGGUCUUCAGCCCAGCCUCGCCUGGGGCAGGGUACGAGGAUGUCGUCUGGAUCCCCAAAGGCUCUGUCCACAUUUUCAUCCAGGACCUGAACCUGUCCCUCAGUCAUCUGGCCCUGAAGGGGGACCAGGAGUCCCUGCUGCUGGAGGGGCUGCCCGGAAUCCCCCAGCCUCACCGCCUUCCCCUGGCUGGGACCACCUUUCACCUGCGACAGGGGCCAGACCAGGCCCAGAGCCUAGAAGCCCUGGGACCCAUUAAUGCCUCUCUCAUCGUCAUGGUGCUGGCCCGUACAGAGCUGCCCGCCCUCCGCUACCGCUUCAAUGCACCCAUCACCCGGGACGCCCUGCCCCCCUACUCCUGGCACUACACACCCUGGACCAAAUGCUCAGCCCAGUGUGCAGGCGGCAGCCAGGUGCAGGUGGUGGAGUGUCGCAACCAGCUGGACAGCUCCGCCGUAGCCCCUCACCACUGCAGUGCCCACAGCAAACUGCCCAAGAGGCAGCGUGCCUGCAACACAGAGCCGUGCCCACCAGAUUGGGUGGUGGGAAACUGGUCGCGCUGCAGCCGCAGCUGUGACGCGGGAGUGCGCAGCCGCUCCGUCGUGUGCCAGCGCCGCAUGUCGGCCGCCGAAGAGAAGGCGCUGGACGACAGCGCGUGCCCGCAGCCCCGGCCACCGGUGCUGGAAGCCUGCCAUGGCCCCGCCUGCCCUCCCGAGUGGGCCGCCCUGGACUGGUCUGAGUGCACCCCAAGCUGCGGGCCCGGACUUCGUCACCGCGUGGUCCUUUGCAAGAGCGCUGACCAGCGGGCCACGCUGCCCCCCACGCACUGCCCGCCCGCAGCUAAGCCGCCGGCCACCAUGCGCUGCAACCUGCGCCGCUGUCCCCCAGCCCGCUGGGUAGCGAGUGAGUGGAGCGAGUGCUCCGCGCAGUGUGGCCUCGGCCAGCAGCAGCGCGCGGUGCACUGCACCAGCCACACCGGCCAGCCGUCCCGCGAGUGCACCGAGGCCCUGCGGCCCCCCACCACACAGCAGUGUGAGACUAAGUGCGACAGUACGCCACCUGGGGACGGCCCGGAAGAGUGCAAGGAUGUGAACAAAGUCGCCUACUGCCCCCUGGUGCUCAAAUUUCAGUUCUGCAGCCGAGCCUACUUCCGCCAGAUGUGCUGCAAAACCUGCCAGGGCCGCUAGGGGGCGCGCGGCACCUGAAGCCACACCUGAGUGCAGGCUGAGGGGGUCUGGGCCAGAGAGGGCCGGAGGGGGCCGAGCUGGGAGGGAAGGGUGAGAUGGAGUUGGAAGUUAUUUAUUGGGAACCCCUGCAGGGCCCCUGGCUGGGCGAUGGAGAGGGGCUAGCUACUCCCAGCCCCUCACCUAGUUCAUACUGAGACCUCCUCCAGGGUGGGUCUGGGAAGGGGACAAAGUUCACCCCAGGGCCCUUUGCACUCACCCUCACGGAGUCCCCAAUGCUCUCCCACCCUUUGAUGGGAAUAUGUACUGUGAAGAGUGGAGGUGGGGAGGGGGUCUGCGGGUGCCCUGCCCCCCAGCGCUGGCCUUCCUGUCCACUCGGAGCUGGGGGGAAUCUGUGUCUACUAUGGGGGAGGAGUUCAGCACCAUCUCCCUGAUCCCCUCCCCGUUAACUGACCCCAGGGGAAUGUCCACCCCAACCUCUGCUCUGCCUGCCCUGUGGGGACCCCAACAUCCAGGCCACCCUCUUCAUGGUGCUACAAGCCCUACCCUGGGGCCCACACACUCCUCACCAGGAAGCCCCACAUAAUAAAGUUCUGUCUUGUGUAAA
This is a messenger RNA of Ictidomys tridecemlineatus (thirteen-lined ground squirrel), 4901 nucleotides long. RefSeq names its product ADAM metallopeptidase with thrombospondin type 1 motif 10 (gene Adamts10). Gene Ontology annotation, biological process: proteolysis; extracellular matrix organization. The record is from RefSeq and is a predicted model, not a curated record. Gene Ontology annotation, cellular component: extracellular matrix. Gene Ontology annotation, molecular function: metalloendopeptidase activity. NCBI's taxonomy places the organism in Eukaryota, Metazoa, Chordata, Mammalia, Rodentia, Sciuridae.